This is a messenger RNA of Salpingoeca rosetta, 1410 nucleotides long. RefSeq lists its product as uncharacterized. The transcript is spliced from 10 exons. Bases 112 to 1206 code for a protein of 364 amino acids. NCBI's taxonomy places the organism in Eukaryota, Choanoflagellata, Craspedida, Salpingoecidae. The record is from RefSeq and is a predicted model, not a curated record.
CUCCAAACUCGCGUCUGUCCGGUUGUUGGUUAAUGUGAUUGUUUGACUUGUUGGUGUUGGUGUUUUCACUUCUUGCUUGUGCAUGCACUUGAACGGACACUGGGAGCGAGGAUGGAGGCCACAGCAGCGCCUGUUGUGCCUGCGCGGUGUCGCUGCGGCGUGUUUGUGGACGGCCACGUGCAGAUGAAGGAGAUUGAUACCCCGCGACUGGAUGGAACACCGGCUGGCACUGUGUUGAUCCGUGGCAUCUACACGACCAUCUGCGGAUCGGACAUGCUGUACAUCCACAAGCCUCGCGACAUUGACAGCUGCGAUGGCGCUUCGAUUCACGAAGUGGUUGGAGAAUUGGUUGCAGUGAACGGUGCCAGUCUUGAUGCGACAGAAUUCGCCCUGGGAGACAUUGUCCUCGCCAUGCCCAGCAACUACAUGGAGAGUGGCAUCUAUCGACAAGUGCACGAGGAUCUCAAAGCGAAACUGCGCCGGAUUCCCCUUACAGGCGGGCUGUGUGAAUACUUUUACUCCCACAUUUCACACAUCUUCAAGAUCCCUGAUCCACACAGCCAAGUCGUUCCGUUGCACCACUACACAGCAGCACAGCCACUUGGUACGCUGCUGUGGAUGGUUCGCAAAGUGCCAAAUUUGCUCUUCAAGGACGUCGUCGUCUACGGCGCCGGCCAAAACGGCUGUCUUCUGGUACACGUUCUCAGCAACAUGGGUGCACGCCGUGUCAUUGCUGUCGACCUCGUGCAAGAGCGAUUGGACGCCGCGAAGGAGAUGAGAGCCACGCACACCAUUCUCGGUGGCAACCACGAUGAGGUUGUGCGCCGCGUGCGUGAGAUCACAGAUGGCGGUGCGGAUUUUGUGUUUGAGAUGGUUGGUCACCAGCAGGAGACCCUAAGCGACUGCACGCGUAUCGUGCGUGAUGGCGGCGCCAUUGUUGCUUUUGGUGUUCCCUCCGAUGACACUUACACCGACUUUCCUUUUCCCACCCUCUUCCGUCGCAACAUCACUCUCAUGACGAGCGUGUUCCCGCUGGCGGAUGAAGACUUUGGGUUUGCCGUUGAGAUGAUUGCGCAACGGCGUGUGAAUGUUGGACCAUUAUUCCGGUCCUCGUGGUAUUCGCUCGCAGACUCAAACGCAGCUUUCGUUGACACCAUGACCAAGAAGCAUCAAGUGCUCAAGGUCAUCAUUGACCUCACAAAGUGACCGUUGUGUGUGUGUGUGUGUGUACAACGGCCCAUCGUCUCGUCUGUUGAACGGUCCCUCUCCCCCAGUUUGCACACUUCACCACGCUUCGCAUUCAUCACAACACGAGCCGUGUGUAGUAUUGAGAGAACUUGAUGCAAGCAUCAACGUGUCAAUAGAACGAAAUGACACAACAGUAACACGCAAUCCCAUCAAGAACAUGGC